AUGUCUGCUCUCCCGUCAUCACUUCCUGCCAUCCACUCUCAAUUCAAUUCCCCGGUUUCUGUCCUCCCUUGCGCCAAUCUUUACCCCUGUGUACCACCACUCUCCACGGAUUUCAGAAAGCAGCAGGAGGAGGAGGAGAGGAGGGCGGAGGAGGAGAUGGCAGUGCGAGUAGAGGUGGCAAUAAGAGAGAGGGUAGAAGCAAAACUGGCGUGCGAUCGGGUGCAGCAGCAGGUGGCAGCGAUGGUGGCAGCGGGCAGGCAGAAGCUGAGGGAGGAGGUGCAGGCGCAGGUGGAGAGAGAGAAGCUGGCGCUGCUGGCUGAUGCCCGGCAAAAAGAGGAGCAAAAGCGGAGGGAGCAGGAGGAGCUGGAGCGAAUGUUGGCGGAGAAUCAGAGGAAGGUGGAGGAGGCACAGAGGAGAGCAGCAGAGGAGAGAGCGAGGGAGGAGGGGCUGAGACACAAGGAGCGAGAGGCAGUCAAUGCGCACUUCACUCUCCCCUUUCUUGACAUUGCAGUCAUGGCAUGGGAUGGGAUUCGGUGCAUUCUCCUCAGUGCAUAUUUCACCUGUAACCCCUGGCCCUUGCCCUCCCAUCCCAUUCUCACCCAACGUCUGGCAGUCAUGGGCAAGGUGGAGGGCGAGGGCGAGCUGUGGCAUGGGCAUGAGACUACACUAGCAAUGGACUAG
Messenger RNA from Closterium sp. Naga37s-1, 681 nucleotides. NCBI's taxonomy places the organism in Eukaryota, Viridiplantae, Streptophyta, Zygnematophyceae, Desmidiales, Closteriaceae. The record is from the annotation of a GenBank genome assembly.